AUCCUUCGAAGGGCACAAACGGAAAAAGGGCAAAAAAAGAAAAUAGAUGGCGAUGGCGAUGGCGAGAUCGGGAAUUCAAGCCGCCCUUCGAAGAGGCGUUCGCAGCUCUCCUUCCAAGAAGACCUUCUCUUCCUCCGCCCAUCACGACGACGCCCAUGAAACGGCUAAAUGGGAGAAGAUAACGUAUCUUGGCAUCGCGACUUGCACUGUUCUAGCAAUUUACAACCUAUCGAAGGGUCAUCCUCACCAUGAAGACCGUCCGGCAUACCCGUAUUUGCAUGUUCGUAACAAGGAAUUUCCUUGGGGUCCCGAUGGCCUCUUUGAGGUAAAGCACCAUUGAUUGGCUGUCCUCCCAUUCCUAGGACAUUUCCAUUGAUGUUCUGCACAUUCCAAUGCCAGAUCGUAUUGUGGUUCAGGACAUUGGCAGCAGCUGAGUUGUUUCCUGUUUGUUUUCCGUUUUCUACUUGCAGCUGCCCAAUAAGAAUGUUGCUGUUUGCACACAUGAUUUCACUGAGAAUUUGAUAUUUGCUUGGUUCUCUUCA
Magnolia sinica is the source of this 542-nucleotide messenger RNA. Its product is annotated as cytochrome c oxidase subunit 6a, mitochondrial. The transcript has 4 exons. Gene Ontology annotation, cellular component: mitochondrial inner membrane. Gene Ontology annotation, biological process: mitochondrial electron transport, cytochrome c to oxygen. Gene Ontology annotation, molecular function: enzyme regulator activity. Lineage: Eukaryota; Viridiplantae; Streptophyta; Magnoliopsida; Magnoliales; Magnoliaceae. The coding region runs from base 47 to 340 and encodes 97 amino acids. The record is from RefSeq and is a predicted model, not a curated record.